CGCUGAGAUCAACCGCAUGAUCCAGAGGCUGAGAUCUGAGAUCGACCACGUGAAGAAGCAGUGCGCCAGCCUGCAGGCUGCCAUUGCUGAUGCCGAGCAGCGUGGGGAGAUGGCCCUCAAGGAUGCCAGGGGCAAGCUGGAAGGGCUGGAGGACGCGCUGCAGAAGGCCAAGCAGGACAUGGCCAGGCUGCUGAAGGAGUACCAGGAGCUCAUGAAUGUCAAGCUGGCCCUGGAUGUGGAGAUCGCCACCUACAGGAAGCUGCUGGAGGGCGAGGAGUGCAGGUUGAAUGGUGAAGGCGUUGGACCAGUCAACAUCUCUGUGGUGCAGUCCACUGUGUCCAGCGGCUAUGGCAGUGCAGGAGGCGCCAGCAGCAGCAUAGGCCUGGGAGGAGGCAGCAGCUACUCCUACAGCAGCAGCCAAGGCCUUGGAGGUGGCUUCAGUUCUGGCAGUGGCGUCAGCCGUGGCCUCAGCUCCUCGGGUGGCAGCUCCUCCACCAUCAAGUACACCACCACCUCGUCCAGCAGGAAGAGCUACAGGCACUGAAGCCCCUCACCCCAGAUCCCUGCCGAGAGCCCUGUGCUCAGGUGCUAUUCCUGCUGGUCUCCCAGCUCUGCUCUCUGGCUGGGGCUGAGGAGGCUGAGCCCUGCUGCUCCUCUCUCUGCUCCCCUCAGGUCCCCUCUGUUCCUCUUCUCAUUGCCAUCCUCUGAUUCAGGUCCUUGCUCACUCACAUGAGCUGCUUCCAGUUGUCUUAGGUCACCGGGCUCCUGCCUCCCAGCUCUGCCUCUGAGGCUGCCUGGGAAAGGGUAUCUCUGUCCCUUUCCCUCUGGAAGUCUUUGUCUGGGUCCUGCUCACACCCAGAGGAGCUCCCCUUCAGUGUCCAGUGGCCUGAGAAAUGCCAUCUUUCACCAUCAUGCACCUUCCUGGCAGUAACUAUGUAGCACAGGUCAAUAGUCCUGUGCUGAACAGAGUCUGUGUCCUGUAAUGUCUCCUCUGCUCUUUGCUUUCCUCAAGUUGCUAA
This is a messenger RNA of Psammomys obesus (fat sand rat), 1019 nucleotides long. RefSeq names its product keratin, type II cytoskeletal 6A-like. The record is from RefSeq and is a predicted model, not a curated record. NCBI's taxonomy places the organism in Eukaryota, Metazoa, Chordata, Mammalia, Rodentia, Muridae. The transcript is spliced from 4 exons. The coding region runs from base 17 to 544 and encodes 175 amino acids. Gene Ontology annotation, cellular component: keratin filament. Gene Ontology annotation, molecular function: structural constituent of skin epidermis. Gene Ontology annotation, biological process: intermediate filament organization; keratinization.